Rhopalosiphum maidis (corn leaf aphid) is the source of this 2359-nucleotide messenger RNA. Its product is annotated as phenoloxidase 1-like. The transcript has 14 exons. Bases 99 to 2168 code for a protein of 689 amino acids. Gene Ontology annotation, molecular function: oxidoreductase activity. NCBI's taxonomy places the organism in Eukaryota, Metazoa, Arthropoda, Insecta, Hemiptera, Aphididae. The record is from RefSeq and is a predicted model, not a curated record.
AUCAAAUUAAGUACUACAUCAGUUGAACAACAAAUUCUCUUCAUCAAUAUUUAUCGUUGAAGUUCUACAGAGACAAUCAUACAAAAAAGCUAAUAAUCAUGACAGACAAAAAUAACAUUUUGUUCUUGUUCGAUCGUCCCACUGAACCUAUAUUCAUCGGUAAAGGCGAUGAGAAUGUAUCAUUUGAUGUACCAGCAGAAUAUUUGACUGAUCGAUACAAACCACUGGCAUCGGACAUUGAAAAUCGUUUUUCUGGCGCUGGCAAAGUUAUCCCAAUUACUAAGUUGAACCGUAUCCCCGACUUGUCAUUUCCACUGUCACUUCCCAGAAAUGCUUCAUUUUCUCUUUUUAUUCCGUACCACUCUAAAAUGGCUUCAAAAUUGAUUGAAACUUUUAUGGAUACCAAAUCUUUCGAUGAAUUACUAUCGUUAUCCGUAUACUGUCGCGAUCGAUUGAAUCCGUAUAUGUUUAUUUAUGCAUUAUCUGUAGUCGUGACACAUAGACCUGACACCCGCAAUUUGGAACUGCCAUCACAUGUAGAAAUGUUUCCAAAUUUGUAUAUGGAUUCAUCAGUUUUUAGCCAUGCCAGAGAAGAAUCAUCUGUGGUUCAACCAGGUUCAAGAACCCCAAUUGAAAUACCACAAGAUUAUUCUGCCAACGAUACGGACAUCGAGCACAGACUCAGCUACUUCCGCGAAGAUAUUGGUAUUAAUCUUCAUCAUUGGCAUUGGCAUUUGGUCUAUCCGUACGAAGGACCGAUGAAUAUUGUAAAUAAAGACAGACGCGGUGAACUAUUUUAUUACAUGCAUCAACAGAUUAAUGCAAGGUACAAUUUGGAACGACUGAGUAAUAAUAUGAAUAGAGUCGUUCGUCUGAAUAAUUGGCGUGACUCGAUCACGGAGGGUUAUUUCCCGAAAUUAGACAACAUUUUAGCCAACCGUGUGUGGCCAUCGAGACCUGCUAACGCCAGACUUUCUGAUAUUAACAGAGAAGUAGAACAGAUGUCGUUUGAUAUCGAAGAUUUGGAACGUUGGAGAGACCGUUUAUUCAGCGCUAUACAUUCAGGAUAUAUUAUUAAUACAGCUGGUAAUCAAGUUCGUUUAACUGAAACUGAUGGAAUUGACAUUUUGGGAAAUCUUAUGGAAGCUAGUAUAUUAAGUCUAAAUCCAAAUUUCUACGGUUCUCUUCACAAUUUUGGUCACGAUGCUAUUUCUUUUAUCCACGACCCCGAUAAUAGAUAUUUGGAAAACUACGGAGUCAUGGGUGACCCAGCAACUGCCAUGCGUGAUCCUAUAUUCUACCGUUGGCAUGCAUAUACUGAUGAUAUAUUCCAAGAAUUUAAAGCUACAAUACCUAGUUAUACUACUCAAACUUUGGGUUUCGAAAACGUAAAAUUACAAAGCGUAGAAGUAUCGGCCACUGGAAUACCACGAAAUGAAUUUUUAACGUUCUGGCAACAAAGUGAUGUUGACUUGUCUAGGGGUUUGGACUUUUUGCCUCGUGGAUCUGUAUUUGCACGGUUUACUCAUUUACAACAUGCACCAUUCAAUUACAAAAUUACCAUUGAAAAUAAUGGAAACCAACGAAUUGGAACAGUUCGCAUCUUUCUUGGUCCUAAGUUUGAUGAACGAGGUUUACCAUUUUUAUUUAGGGAACAGAGAAAACUUUUUGUGGAGCUUGAUAAAUUUAGCGUAACACUAAAGAGAGGAAAAAAUGAUAUCAUUCGACGAUCUAUUGAUUCAACAGUAACUAUUCCACACGAAGUAACUUAUAGAAACUUAGAUAAAAACAGACCAUCCGGUAAUACAGAUGCAGCGGCAGCUUUUAAUUUCUGUGGUUGUGGGUGGCCACAAAAUAUGUUGAUACCCAAAGGGUCGUCUGAUGGAUUUCAGUGUCAAUUGUUUGUCAUGGUAUCUAAUGGUGCUAAUGAUCAGGUGGAGAACGCACACGCGGACGUUCAUACAUGCGACAAUGCUUCCAGCUAUUGUGGUAUCCGCAACGCGCGUUAUCCAGAUGCUAGAUCAAUGGGUUAUCCGUUUGAUCGCACACCUAGAGAUGGAGUGGUCACUCUUCAACAGUUUUUGACACCGAACAUGGCUGUACAGGAUGUGCGUAUACGUUUUUCGAAUCGCACAGUGGCACCGCUGCAAAGCAAAAUAAAAACUUAAUAAAUUCAACCUCAAUAAAACACACCAGCAAAACCUUUAUCUGGUGUUAGUUGGAACUAAAGUCUCGAAUUAUAUUGGGAAAUUACGAUUCAAGUUCAUUCAAUAUUUUAAUUUAAUAUUAUUAUCUAUAUAUUUAUCACAUUUUACCAUUAUAUUUCUUUAUAAAAAAUAAUAAAAUAAAAUAUAUCUUA